GUUAGAUCAAAAUCAAACCGACCAUCAGCACACCCACCCCUCAAAGGGUCGAGACUUAGGACCUAGGGUUCCCAAAAUCUUUUUCAAUUGCAGGACAAAAUCAACAAUCGAUCCAGCCGCUUCGCUGACUAUAUGAGUCUGGUGACUGAUUCUCCUGUACACUCGUCUAGUAGCGAUGACUUUGCAGCUUUUCUUGAUGCAGAGUUGGAUUCUAAAUCUUCAGACUCAUCACCGAAUGAAGAAGGAGCUAAGGGUGAAUUUGAUUCUGAUUCUUCAGAUUCAUCAACAAAUGAAGAAGCUGAGAAUGAUUCUGACACUGAAAACCAGAGGAUAAAAAGAUCUAGAGUGGAGAAAUUGGAGAACAUAGAAGAUCCUAAACGUUCAACGUCUAAUGGAUCCCUAGAGCAGAACUUAGGAGCAUCCUCAAGUAAGGAUGCCUGCAUACAUCCAGGAUCUUUUGGAGACAUGUGUAUACUCUGUGGGCAAAAGUUGAAUGAGGAAACUGGUGUCACAUUUGGAUACAUACAUAAGGGAUUAAGGCUUGGCAAUGAUGAAAUUAUGCGGUUACGUAACACAGAUGUGAAGAAUCUGUUAUGCCACAAAAAGCUUUACUUGGUUCUUGAUUUAGACCAUACAUUGCUUAAUUCUACUCAGCUUAUGCAUAUGACAUUAGAGGAGGAAUAUUUGAAGAGUCAAAUAGAUUCUCUGCAAGAUGUUUCAAAUGGUAGCCUGUUCAUGUUGGACUUCAUGCACAUGAUGACCAAGUUAAGGCCCUUUGUACGCACAUUUCUCAAGGAAGCAAGUCAAAUGUUUGAGAUGUACAUAUACACGAUGGGUGAUAGAGCAUAUGCGCUGGAAAUGGCUAAGCUACUUGACCCUAGAAGAGAGUACUUCAAUGCUAGAGUUAUUUCACGUGAUGAUGGAACUCAAAGAAAUCAAAAAGGUCUUGAUAUUGUUCUGGGGCAAGAAAGUGCUGUUCUGAUCCUUGAUGAUACAGAAACUGCAUGGACAAAGCACAAAGACAAUUUGAUAUUGAUGGAAAGAUAUCAUUUUUUCGCUUCAAGUUGUCACCAAUUUGGCUUCAAUUGUAAAUCACUUUCAGAGCUAAAGAGUGAUGAGAGUGACUCUGAUGGAGCACUUGCAUCUGUUCUUAAAGUGUUGAGGAAAAUUCACCAUAUGUUCUUCGACGAGCUGGUGGAUAAUCUUGAUGGCAGAGAUGUGAGACAGGUUUUGAAAACUGUUCGUAAGGAUGUGCUGAAGGGAUGUAAAAUUGUCUUUAGUCGAGUUUUUCCUACCCAGUUUCAGGCUGAAAACCAUCAUCUCUGGAAAAUGGCUGAGCAAUUGGGAGCCACGUGCUCCAGAGAACUCGACCCAUCAGUUACACAUGUGGUGUCCCAAGAAGCUGGGACCGAGAAGUCUCGUUGGGCUCUGAAGAACAAGAAGUUUUUGGUUCAUCCACGGUGGAUAGAGGCUGCAAAUUAUUUGUGGCAAAGACAGCCUGAAGAGAAUUUCUGUGUCAACCAACCAAAAAAUCAAUAGUCAGCAUCUUCAUUUAGGUUUAAACAAUUUUUGUAGUAAUCGAUAGUUUGAGGGGCUUGGUGUUUGGCUCCUGCUUGGUAAUGUGAGAUAGUGAGAUAAGUUCCUUGACCUCGCAUCACCAUAUAUUAUGGUUACCUAUGUACAUCGAGUAGUCCACAGAAUCAUGUAAAAUCACCUCAUACGUUUGAUAGUUUUUAUUGACCACCCAUGAUCGUCAAGUGGCGAAUGAUCAAAGUCCCAUUGAAUUUCA
This is a messenger RNA of Hevea brasiliensis (rubber tree), 1789 nucleotides long. RefSeq names its product RNA polymerase II C-terminal domain phosphatase-like 4. The record is from RefSeq and is a predicted model, not a curated record. Gene Ontology annotation, molecular function: RNA polymerase II CTD heptapeptide repeat phosphatase activity. The transcript is spliced from 9 exons. Lineage: Eukaryota; Viridiplantae; Streptophyta; Magnoliopsida; Malpighiales; Euphorbiaceae. The coding region runs from base 133 to 1539 and encodes 468 amino acids. Gene Ontology annotation, cellular component: nucleus.